Molecule: messenger RNA, 2551 nt
Organism: Desarmillaria tabescens
Lineage: Eukaryota; Fungi; Basidiomycota; Agaricomycetes; Agaricales; Physalacriaceae
Exons: 4
Coding region: 102-2471 (789 amino acids)
Source: RefSeq, a predicted model, not a curated record
CCACUCUCCCCAAUCUUCUUGUUACCUUUACCGAUACUCGCCCUCAGGGCAAAGGCGCAUUAACUCACCUUGACUAUCCGGCCAUCACUAAAAGUUACAAUAUGACAGAAUCUGACGUUGCCGUCAGCCUUUCCCCCAGGUCCUCUUUUCGCACGAGCAGGCCAAUGGGGCCUCGAACACGGCAACCGUCUUCCUCUCUUGCGUCUCUCUUCCUUGAUUCAGCACCUCAGAGCAGUGAUUUAGCGCAGUCGCGCAGUACCAGCUACUCCACAACGUUGACGGUGUAUAACUCUAGUCCAGGUCCAUCAUCCCCAGUGGUAUCUAUUGGAGGCUCACCGCCCGUCAUCGAAAGCAAAAUGCUCCCGAUAAUAUGCGAGAGGACCUCCCAGGACGACUCAGAGAGUCGUAGCAACGAUCCUAACCGUGACUCUGAAUCGACCAUAUCCACCGAUACUGCAGCGGUUCCCGAGCCUACACAUUCAUCCUUGUCUCCACCCCAUAAAUCUACGUCCCCACCAGCAUCUCCAUUAACACCGUUAUCACCUGCUUUUGCAUCUGUACCAGAAUCAAUUGUGACCCCACCGCCUUCUCUGUUGUCGCCUGCCGCCACGGUAGAGCCCACUGCACCAAUUAGCUAUUCAUCUUUACCGCCGGCCCUACCACCACCGCCACAUAUUGUAACGUCGGAGUCCUUGUCGAUAGUCACACCACCCUCACAACAUGUAUUUCACCCGCCGCCGCCACAUGUCCGAGAACCCUCAUUGUCUAUCUCUUCGACUUCGCAUCCCUCGCUCACACCUCCGCCUUUUACCGACGUGGCCCCGCUCAGCAUUCAGCGUAUCGGUAACGUGUCGCCCUCAAAUUUGUCACCGGUUAGUCGACCGAUUCCCCGAAGUCCGACUCUCCCGCCUCCCCCCAAAGUCAACUUCGAUUCCGAAGCAGUCAAGUGGAAGGGUCUACCACUGGAGGCCGCGCUUUGGACUUUUGAUUCCGCGGAACUUCAAAAUAUCGUUUCACGAGCAAUCAGAUCAUCCGCUCAAGAGUCCUUCAUUCGCCUCGUGUCGAUCGAUAAUCUUGACAAGGCUCUACCCGCGGAGCUCGAUCGGCUUGACGCACUCAAAGCCGUGACACAAUCCAAGUAUCGGUUCAACACGCAUAGACGAACGAUGUUAUUGCAAGCUUUACUAUCGUUCAGUGGUACAGGAAGUGGGAAGGAGAAGGAUGGUGGAACGAGUCUCGUAGGGACUGUGGCAUCUCAACUAUCGGAUAUAUCCGCCGAGUGCGAUUCCCUCGCAGAGCAACUGGUUAGGAUAACCGAUCAGAUUGGCCAAAUCAGAAAGCUAGUGGAUGUACACUGGGGUAGCGCCUUGGCAAUCGCAUUGAGAAAGCUGAACGGAAGUUACGGUAAACGCACCAAAGACCUUCUAGAUGCGCGAGCACGGAUCACUCAACUGGAGGCCGAGUUGGAGGAUUCAUGGAAAGAGGCGGAGAAACUAGCCCGGGAACUAGACGAACUAGACGAUCACGAUAUUGACUUUGAUGAGGAUACCGGUGUUAUUAGAAGAGCCCAAAUUGUUUCUCUUCCUCGAUCUCCCCCAGUCACCGUCAUGAACAUUCCACCUCUCUCUCCCACUCCAUCUCCACCAGCACCCAAGACUCCAACGUCAUCCUCCUCUUCCGUCUUUCCUUUGUCCCCACCACCUGUCUUGUCACCAAAGCCUUUACCUGCGAAAGCGAUACCUGAAGACGUCAUACCUGAGGAGAUAACGGAGGAAGCUGAAGUGGAAACCAUGGCAAAGAGCGAUGACCGUGCCAGUAUACGCAGUGCGAAGAGCGCACGAACCCGAGUUGCAGACCACUCCCGUGUCGAAUUGGUAUCAGCUGCGCGGCGACGCAGCCUGCGUGCAUCUAUGGGAAGCUUACGCCUCCCGCGGUCGCUGAGUCUGCGCAGCAAUAAAUCGUCUCAUCCUCCACUUCCCGCCAUACCGAAAGAGUUCUCCUCUACACCAUUAUCAUGCCCUCCUCCAAUUCCCAAUACUCUUCCGGUCCCCUUUCCAGACGCUACCCCAACCCGCCGAACGAGCAUUGAGGAUAUCGAGAUUGUCGCUCGGGAUCCGGAGGAAAUUCGGCAUGCAACUACGGAUGAUAUGUGCAUCAUGCCUCUUCGGGAUAAUGAGGACGACCACGCCUCACGGAAGAAACUUGCCCGACGAUCAAUCGAUAACGUUACGUUAGCUGGCGCUAGCAUAUAUGGGCAAGACAAGUCUGGAACAUCGAUUCCCUCGAUAUGGCUCAAUGCUGACACGCCGCAGACACCUGCCGAACGUGUCGAGUCGCUUAUGACGACACAUACUGAGAGUCAAAAAGGAACUUCAUAUAUGAGACUGAAGUCGUUGACGAAGAGAUAUUCGCUACCAUUCCCGACGGUGAUCGCAAGGACAUUCUCUGGAAAGUCUUCUCACUCAGGAUAAUUAUGCGUGUAGCUAUGACCUUUUACUGUAUACUAUCUACUCUCGAGAUAUAGCUGUAUACAUAGGUGUAUAUGUAAGGA